Dentiscutata erythropus is the source of this 1374-nucleotide messenger RNA. NCBI's taxonomy places the organism in Eukaryota, Fungi, Glomeromycota, Glomeromycetes, Diversisporales, Gigasporaceae. The record is from the annotation of a GenBank genome assembly.
AUGGAAAAUUUUUUAUUAACUUUCGAACCAGUAGCAACUAUUACAGUUGCAACUGCCUUGUAUAAACGUGUAACUCAGGACGUUGAAAAAGUGAAACAACUUGUUCCAAACGAAGAUUCGUUGCGUCUAGAAAAACUCCGAAGUUUUGGAGAAGGUGAAGUUUUAGAACAACGGGUAAUAACUGCAGUUGAAGAUAUGGCCUCACUUUUAGAGUUGAAUGCUUUAAACGUGGAUAUAGAAUCUUGGAUCGAUGAUGCAGAAAACAAUUUAAAUAUGUUAAAGGGGAAUGUAGCUCAUGCCGUAGCAAACGCAAAUACGGAGGACGAGAAACUUCUAUGGCAAAGACUGGAGAAUGAUUUAAAGACUGUUAAAUUGAAUAAACUGCCAUAUAAUCACCCACUUUGCUCUGGUAUAUUAGAUAUCGAGUCAUCACCUAUCUCUGAUCUGCCGGAAACUCUUCGUGAUGUUUUUGAAAAAAAUACCAAACUAAAAUUUUGUAUGGAUAACAAUGAAAUGUUAUUGCAAACUUGCGAAGAGUAUAUUCAAGAGGUAAGUAUUAGAGUAGAGGAACCACUAUUGGAAGCUCCUGAUCCUCCAUUCGGCCAAUGGAUAGAGAAUUCUGAAAAGUUGAAAAAUAUAACGAAACGAUUAUUGGAAACAUUGUAUCAGGUUUGGAUUUCGCCAAAAUAUAAGUCGUAUGUUUUAAACCAGACGGCUAUAAAUGAGGGAUCAUAUGUUUGCGAAGUUUUAGCACCGUUAUUUAGCAUUGUCUUAGGUGAUUUAUUAGUAAAAGAUGAGACAUGGAGGAUAUGGGGCGAUAUGGCGAGUUGGCCCGAUACCAUACAAAAAGGUGAUUCACGUAUCGCAUGUAGACCAGAUCUUAUGUUUAUUGCAUAUUUAAAUGAUCAAAGAAUUGAUCUUUUAAAUAUGGAGACUGGUCGCCCCAAUUCUCCUAAACGAAAACAGAAAAAAGAUCAUUUAAAGUUAGCGCGACUUGCAAAAAAUUCGAUAGAUUUUGCAAGAACCCAUCUUAAGCAAUACAUUAAAAAGGGAAUAUUGAGUAAUUUGUUAUCAAUAUUUUCUAUCAAUGUCGCUGGGGAUGAUUUAAGAAUUUAUAAUAUGUGUAUGGAAUAUGGAAUUCUUAAAAAUUGCCUACUAACCCGAGCGACUAUACCAUUACACACAGUAUCAGCUGAUACUGUUUAUCCACUUAUUCAUUCGUUGCUUACUUUAAGGAAGCUUUCUGUUUACCUUGAAAACAAGUCGGAAAAUAGCGAUAAUUCUGAUGAAAAAACGGCUAAAACAAUCAAUCCUCCCAAAAGGCGCAAAUCCAACCUAAAAUUAAAAUCGAAAAAAAGCUCAAAUUUCAAGAAA